Messenger RNA from Arabidopsis thaliana (thale cress), 980 nucleotides. RefSeq names its product Surfeit locus protein 5 subunit 22 of Mediator complex (gene MED22B). Gene Ontology annotation, biological process: regulation of transcription by RNA polymerase II. Bases 94 to 648 code for a protein of 184 amino acids. The record is from RefSeq and is marked reviewed. Lineage: Eukaryota; Viridiplantae; Streptophyta; Magnoliopsida; Brassicales; Brassicaceae. Gene Ontology annotation, molecular function: transcription coregulator activity. The transcript has 3 exons. Gene Ontology annotation, cellular component: nucleus; mediator complex.
AGCAUGUUUGGUUUUAGAAAGUUAAGUCCCCUAAUAAUAAUAACUUAAAACACAAAUACGUAAGCCCAUUACUUUAGGCCCAAUACUAACAUCAUGCUCCUUUUUUUGUUGGGUGGAUCUUCUUCCCAUAGCCAUCAGCUUCUUUUACUUUCUUCGUUUCUUUGCAAAAGACCAGCGAUAAUUAUGAACAAAGGCGGUGGAUCCGGUGGCGGAUCCGGUGGAGGAAGCGGUCCAACGGCCGCCGCCGCCGCCGCGGCUUUACAGAAGCAAAAGGCGUUGUUACAGAGAGUGGAGACUGACAUCACAUCUGUCGUCGAUAACUUCACGCAGAUCGUCAAUGUUUCAAGGGUGAGUGAUCCGCCGGUGAAGAACUCGCAGGAGACAUACAUGAUGGAGAUGCGAGCUUCUAGAAUGGUUCAAGCAGCUGAUUCUCUUUUGAAACUCGUAUCAGAACUUAAGCAAACAGCGAUAUUUUCAGGAUUUGCAUCACUAAACGAUCAUGUAGAACAAAGAAUAGAAGAGUUUGAUCAAGAGGCCGAGAAGACAAAUCGAUUGUUGGCUAGAAUUGCUGAUGAUGCAUCUGCCAAUCUUAAAGAGCUCGAGUCUCACUAUUACUCUUCUGCUCAGAGAUUGACUCUAGACAUCUGAUAUUAGAAUGCCUGGAGACACCAGAGGAAACAGAUAAAACAAUUGGUUCAUAAACCAGAGGAAACGGCCAUCGAAGGAUAUGCAGUUUGAAGUCAUGGACAACGUUUUGGACUAUCCUUUCCCACAUUGAUCAUAUUUCCUCUCUCAAUUCGCAUAUUACUUAGCAAUCUUAAAUGUUCCAGUCUGAUGAACAAGCGUUUGAUGUUUUCAUCAAUCAUUAGUGAUUUUUUUGCUGUUAUCCUCUUGUAUGUUUUGAUAAUUACGUGAAAUUACAUUCUCUUAACCUGCAAAGUGUAUAUCGUCCAAGUAAAACCUUCUUGAUUUAAUUCGCG